This is a messenger RNA of Lathyrus oleraceus (garden pea), 2002 nucleotides long. Its product is annotated as M phase phosphoprotein 10. The transcript is spliced from 13 exons. Gene Ontology annotation, biological process: rRNA processing. The record is from RefSeq and is a predicted model, not a curated record. NCBI's taxonomy places the organism in Eukaryota, Viridiplantae, Streptophyta, Magnoliopsida, Fabales, Fabaceae. Gene Ontology annotation, cellular component: small-subunit processome; sno(s)RNA-containing ribonucleoprotein complex; nucleus. The coding region runs from base 135 to 1685 and encodes 516 amino acids.
UCAUAAUUGAAAACUCAAAACCUAAUGUCACUCGGUCCAAUAGGGGAAUGAAAAUACAUAACAUUAAUUCAAAGAAUCACUAAAACCCUAAACCCUCAUAUACCUGAAGGGAGAAAGAUACAGACCACGCAUUCAUGGCGAGCGCAAACGAUUCCGGCGUGGAAGCAUUCCGGCGCCUGAAAGAACUAGAACCACCUUCAUUGCUUGUACCGAAUCCAACGGUAUCGGAAACUGCUCGUGCUGCAUCGAAAUACCUAUUCUCCUCCCUCAGACCAUUCUCCCCAAAAUCGCCACUGGACCAACUCCUCGUUGACGGCUACGAUGCUGAGCAGAUUUGGCAUCAAAUUGAUCUCCAAUCACAGCCACUGAUGUCCACUCUUCGCCGCCGGUUGAAUCAGCUGGUCAAAAACGCUGAGGAAAUUGUGCCGCUGAAGGUUCCUUCGGAUGUUGCUAACAAGGCGGAGCCAAAGGAGCAGGACCAGUGGGAAGAAGAAAGUGACGGUCUUGAUGAGGAAUUGGAUGAAGCUGACGAAGACAAGGAUGAUUUUGAAGGAUUAGAAGACGAGGAUGAUGAAGAGGAGAAAGGUGAAGGUGGUGGCAUUGAAGAUAAAUUUUUGAAAAUAGAUGAAUUGAAUGAUUAUUUACAGAAACAGGAAGAUAAUUAUGAGAAGGGUGAGGAGGGAGAUCAAGACAGUGAAGAUGAUGAUUACCUUGACAAGGCUGGGGAGUUUGAGAUGGAUGAGGAUGAGGAUGAUGAAGAAGAUGAAGAAGCGGAAGGCAUGGGAUAUGAAAGGUAUGAAGACUUCUUUGGAGGUAAAAAAGAAAAGGGCUCAAAAAGAAAAGAACAAUUGCUUGAGAAAACUAAAGAUUUUGAUGAUAAAGAUGACAUGGAAUCUGACAAACAGAAGAUAAGGACUGCUUCUACCCAUGAAAAGCAGCUGGAAAAAAUUCAAUCAAACAUAAAACUGAUGGAGAAAGCUAACAUAGAGCCAAAAACUUGGACUAUGAUGGGAGAGGUAACUGCUGCAAAGAGACCUUUGGAUAGUGCUUUGGAAGUUGAUAUUGACUUUCAGCAUAAUGUGAGACCUCCUCCUGUAAUCACUGAGGAGAUUAAUUCUUCAAUUGAGGAAAUGAUCAAGAAAAGGAUUAUUGAGGGGAGAUUUGAUGAUGUCCAAAGAGCUCCUAAAUUGCCAUCAAAAGCGCCCCGGGAAGUUAAAGAAUUGGAUGAUAAUAAAAGCAAGCAGGGUCUUGCAGAGAUUUAUGAGCAAGAAUAUGUUCAGAAGAUUGACCCCACUUCUGCUCCAUUGUCAGCCAAAGAUAAACUAAAAAAUGAGGCUAGCAUCCUGUUUAAGAAGAUCUGUUUGAAACUGGACGCCCUUUCUCAUUUCAACUUUGCUCCAAAACCGGUUAUAGAGGACAUGUGCUUUCAAACAAAUGUACCUGCUCUGGCAAUGGAAGAAAUUGCUCCUGUGGCUGUUUCAGAUGCUGCUAUGCUGGCUCCUGAGGAGGUUUUUGAUGGUAAGGGUGAUGUUAAAGAAGAAGCAGAACUUACACAGGCAGAAAGGAAAAGGAGGAGAGCUAAUAAGAAAAGAAAAUUUAAAGCUGAGGCAGUAAAAAGGUCGGAAAAGAAGGCAAAGUCAGAAAAGAAGCCAGACAAUGCAAUUUCUGAACAAGUUGAUGGUUAAGACCCAUGCCAUAUUUCACUGAAGUAGCUAUGGAAGCUGGAUAGUUAACAAUGUUAAGUUCACAGGUAUUCCGUGGCCUGAGAAAGUAAAAUAGAUAGGGUGGAUUUUUGGGAGUCAACCAUGACAAAUGAGUAGUUAGAAUGCUCUCUAUGUUGGCUGUUUCUGUUCCUAUAAUUUAUAGUUAGUAUCAAAGUGUUGUUAGGAAGUUCUCGGUUUAUUGAUUACUUACUGCCCAAACAUUACAAGUUUAUAGCAGCUACGGUAUUUACUCUGCAAGUUUUGUAUUCUUUAAUUUUAUUGACAGUUGAUUUGUAUUA